AUGGAAACAUACACCCGGUUAGCAGAUUCGGUCAUUGAAUUUGAUACAGAAUUUCUGAGCACUCCCACAGGUGAGCACACCAAACAUUCGCUGAAAAUUCAGCAAAGCGAGCUUAGUGUACUGUGGGAGAAAGCCAAAGCACUCUUUGACGAAGUUCUGACUACCGAAUCAACUAGUGCUAAAGAUGUUAGCGCUAUAAGAAAGAAAAAUAAGAUCUGCUAUGCAGCUUUUGUCCGGUGUAUGACAAAAAUUAACGAAUAUUCCGAAAAGUUGGAAAAAUCAGAAAAGGAAAGUGAAGAGAUGUCACUCGCUUCGCAUAGUUUGCAUCUUCCACCUUGCGAUAUUGACGUUUUUAAAGGUGAUUAUUUGUCGUGGCCAACUUUUCGUGACAUGUUCACGGCAAUUUAUAUCUUGAACAAACGGCUAACACCCAUACAGAAGCUUUAUUAUCUGAAUCAAAAAACGCAGGGUGAAGCCAAAGAAAUUGUCAAGAAAUGCGACUUAACGAAUGAAGGCUUUAACACAGCCUGGAAGAAUCUUUGCGAUAGAUACGAAAAUAAGAGGAUCCUAGUUAACACUCAGUUGAAGAUUCUCUUCAACUUGAAUACAGUUGAUAGUGAAUGUGGAAGCUCAAUAAAGAGAUUACAAAGGGAUAUUAAUAAUUGUAUAUCAUCCCUAGAGAGUCACCAGAUUGACAUUUCAAACUGGGACCCUAUUAUUACGUAUCUGUGUUCUACUAAACUACCUGAGGAAACCCUUUCGCUGUGGGAACAAUCGGUAGAAAAUAAAACAGAAAUAUCCAAGUGGUCAGAUAUGGACCGAUUCCUUUCAAGCAGGUUUCAAACGUUAGAAUCGGUUUCAGGUUUAAGAGGAAUCAAGACUUCGAAGUUUUCAAAAGUGCCAAGUCAUAAGCAUUCCUCUGAACCCUCUCACAAGAAACUUGGCGUUUUUCAAACUAGUGUCGCCAAAUACAUGUGCAAAAUGUGCCAAAGCAAUGAGCAUAGAAUUCAUAUGUGCCCAAAAUUUCUGAAGAUGUCUGUAGCUGAUAGAAUCUCCUUUGUAAAAACGAACAAUAGCUGUUUUAACUGUCUGUCUUUCGGACAUUCGGUGUCGAAAUGCACGAGUUCUUACAACUGCGCCAAUUGCCAUUCUCGACACCAUACGCUCCUACACAAUCAGACAGCACCGCCUAAAACAGCUACCAGGGAAAAUACUUCUAAUCCUGCGGACAAUUUACCAUCGACUUCCAGACAGGCACAAUUGAGGAAUCAAGCUUCAAAGGGGAAAAGUAACCAAGUAAAAAAGGUGCAAUCACAUCACGCUAAUACUAGCAAAGGUGUUUUACUCGGCACUGCUCGGGUUACUAUUCAUUAUAAUGGCACCAAUUAUGCUGCUAGAGCUCUAAUUGAUUCUGGCUCUGAGUGUUCCUUCAUUACGGAGAGGCUCAGACGCAGAAUCAACUUGCCCACAAAGAAAAUGCAUGCUCAAGUUUCGGGCAUCAAUAAUACGGUUUCUGCACAGGUAAAAGAAGCGUGUUCUAUACAGUUGCGGUCACCGAUUGACCCAUUCAUUUCAAUUGAUGCUAUUGUGUUAGUGCUACCAACUCUUACCGGGAAUUUGCCAACUUGCGACAUUAGCGCACUAACACAACAAGCUUUUCCUGAUCUCAUCCUGGCAGAUAAAAGGUUUUAUGUAAAUGAGCAAGUCGAUCUUGUCUUGGGAGGGGACAUAUAUCCCCAUAUAAUUUUGAGUGGCAUUAAGAAGAAUGUUCUUAGUACUCUUCUGGCACAAGAAACAGUGUUCGGUUGGAUACUGACUGGUCGUGCUGAUGCAGUCAACCCAACCAACAAUAAUAGAGUAUCGUUCUUCAAUGAAGUGGCCCUAGACAAACAGCUAAGCUCUUUUUGGGAACUUGAGGAUCUUCCACGAGAUAAAACUGCAACAGCUGAGGAAGCAAAGUGCGAGGAGCUUUACAAGCGUACAACACAGCGGAAUCCAGAUGGGAGGUACAUCGUGUCGCUUCCUUUCAAGGCGGAGUUCCCGGCUGAUAUAAACUUAGGGCCAUCACUCAAAAUCGCGUUUUCUUAA
Molecule: messenger RNA, 2088 nt
Organism: Rhagoletis pomonella (apple maggot)
Lineage: Eukaryota; Metazoa; Arthropoda; Insecta; Diptera; Tephritidae
Exons: 1
Coding region: 1-2088 (695 amino acids)
Molecular function (GO): zinc ion binding; nucleic acid binding
Source: RefSeq, a predicted model, not a curated record